This is a messenger RNA of Hyposmocoma kahamanoa, 2339 nucleotides long. It is a transcript of the gene RIC-3, whose product is annotated as probable inactive protein kinase DDB_G0270444. The record is from RefSeq and is a predicted model, not a curated record. NCBI's taxonomy places the organism in Eukaryota, Metazoa, Arthropoda, Insecta, Lepidoptera, Cosmopterigidae. Bases 349 to 2217 code for a protein of 622 amino acids. The transcript has 11 exons.
CCGGUGGCUGGGAAGGCAAGAUGUCGGCAUAGCUGAUUGACGUUGAUAUACGGCUGUGUCACAUCGAGCCAGCUCAAUCCACCGGCGUUCAACGUUAGAAGAAAAUUCAUCGAGAAGAGUGGACGCUCCCGUAAGGAUCCGGAGAAAAUUGAUCGUUCCCGUUGCGAUUAAAAAAAAAGCGGGCGUGGACGCUUGACAGCCGCUGUCAAGUCACGAGUCUUGAGUUUUCUUUUCGGCGAUCGUGUGGGUUGGAAAUCUUCGAAUUUUAUUUAUAUCACUCACGACGAUGUUCCCGUAGAGUGCGACCGGCUGUGUAGUGACGAUAACGAUACGAAAAAUACGACCAAAAUGCCGAACGAGGAGGUUUUAGGGCCGCGGAAGACAAUGUUCGUUUUAGUGAUUGUUGUGGGGUGUUUUGCCGUUCUUUGGCCGAAGAUCUUGUCUCCUUUGAUCUUGGGGGGCACGAGGGAGCAGCUGAAGCCGAACGCGUACGACCGGGAGGCAGGAUGCUGUGAAAUGAUAUUUGAUACAGAAGUGGCAAUACUGGAGAUAUUGAAUGAAAUAUGCAGUUCCAUUGCUAACACAGACGGAAAACUAUCGCCGUACGCCGCAGCGGAUUGCAGACGAGCCGUCAAUGACACCUGUGGUGUUGACAUAGCCGCUUUUCUGAAGCGAACUGACAACGUAGGAAAGACGGCCAAAGUAGCACUCGAUACAAUGAAAGCGAGUAAUAGCUCCUGUUUAAAAGAACACUUUGGAGUGCCAACUUUAAGUCUGAGCAUACAUCCGGCUAUGAACUCUUGGAUCUUGAAAGACACCCUCAAGCAAGAGCGUCCACCUAUCCGCGUUGGAGCCGCUUCGCACCCAGCAUUGCGCGAGCGCGGCCGAGCCAUCCCUGCAGCGGGCCCACCUCCUCGGACCCCCACUCCGCUGCCUCCGCACCACAGGGUACCGUACCAGAACCCUCUUAGCGGGUACUUUGAAAUCGAUAUCAAGGUCAGUCCAGAGAACAUUGUGUUGAAAAAACCCGGUCUAUUGCAGUUGAUCUUCAAACGCUCCAGCACUGUGCCGUACGAUUCUAUUGCCUCGGAUCCGCAAUUCAGGCGACGGGUCUUCAGAGAUGACUCGCGCUCCACCCCGGAUAGACUAGUUGUCACGGCCAUAUCGGGCCUGGUAGCCGAGGUGCAGCAACAGAUGGAGGCGACCUACGCGCAGAACCAGCAGACACAGGAUGUGCAGGAUAACCACGCUCGUCCAUACACGAACGGCACAGUCAUACACAGUGGGCCAGUCCAAAUCGUAGCAAGCGAGUAUCGAGAACCUUGCAAAGAGAAAAGCCUGGAAAUUCAGAAAGAGAUGCCAGAACCAAGGGAAGCGUCUCCAGAAUCUUACCCAGAGCCUAAAACUGUAGAAAAGGAAAUUUCACCGGAGAAAGAGAUCCUAAAACCAAAGGAAGCAUCUCCAGAACCUUCUCCAGAGCCUGAAACUGUAGAAAAAGAUAUUUCACCUGAGAAACAGCUUGCGCCAAAGGAAUUAACACCACGAGAAGAACAAACAACGCCAGAAACAGAUAUUACACCAGACGAAAAAGAGUUCAAACCACAAGAAAUUACACCAAAUACAAAAAUGACACCUGAAAAAGAAGAGGAUAAUGUAGAUGAAGAAAUCGAGGAUAAUCUAGAAGAAGAAAUCGAGGAAGUGGAAGAAGAAGAAAAUGAUCCGACAGAAGAAUUAAUAAAACUAACACAAAAGGUUGAACAGAAGACGGACACGCUAGCGAAACUUACAGGAGAGUUUCUAGAAGAAGAAAAAGGAAAACUAAAAAUACUGUCUACACCAGAAUUAGAGAGAAAGACGUCUGACCUUCUAGAAGAAGCUCUGAUAGAAAGCUCGCCAGAGAAGGAAUCCGAAGUUGUGGACCAGGACAACGGCAGUGUCAAAGUGGUAGGCAUGGAGGUGACGGCCCACUCGGCGGACGGCGGGCAGUGGCCACGCGCCGCGCCGCCGCCCCUCACUCCGCUGCCGCCGCCCCGGCCCCCGAGUGUUAAUGAAUCAACGUUGGAUGAUUUUACAACAGCCAGUGGAUUUACACAGCCCGCUGAGAAAGAGGACGAUCUGUCAGAGGAAGAAGAAGAGAUGGAAAUAGAAGAAAUUGAAGAAAUUGAAGAAGAGGUCGAGGAAGAAGAAGUAGAAGAAGAACCGGAGCAGAAGAAGUGAACUGAUAGCGUUUAGACGGGAGAGGGGGUCAGUGGCUUUACAUCGCUUUCUAAGAUUUAAUCCAAUAUUGAAAUGGAUAUUGGUAUUUAAACUUAUGUUAAUGAUGUUUCUACUGCAAUGCA